Molecule: messenger RNA, 1176 nt
Organism: Purpureocillium lilacinum
Lineage: Eukaryota; Fungi; Ascomycota; Sordariomycetes; Hypocreales; Ophiocordycipitaceae
Product: subtilisin-like serine protease
Biological process (GO): proteolysis
Molecular function (GO): serine-type endopeptidase activity
Source: RefSeq, a predicted model, not a curated record
AUGCGCGCCUCCACGCUCCUUGCUAUCCUCCCCCUCGCCUGCGCCGCUCCCUCCAAGCGCGCCUCGCCCGCUCCCGUCCUCGUCCCGCGCAACGCCCAGGUCAUCGAGGGCAAGUACAUCGUCAAGUUCAAGGGCGACGCCAAGACCGAUGCCGUCUCCGCCGCUGUCUCGAGCAUCACUGCCGAUGCCGACUACACCUACUCCCACUCCUUCCACGGCUUUGCCGCCAGCCUGAGCAAGGCCGAGGUUGAGAAGCUGCAGAACAACCCCCAGGUUGAGUUCCUCGAGCAGGACGCUGUCGUCACCAUCUCUGCUACUCAGGAGAACGCCGACUGGGGUCUGGCCCGUCUCUCCAGCCAGAAGCCUGGCGGCACCACCUACACCUACGACGACUCGGCUGGCGAGGGCACCUGCGCCUACAUCAUCGACACUGGCGUCGAUGUCGAGCACCCUGAGUUCGAGGGCCGUGCCAAGUUCCUGGCCAACUACGUCGACAAGGACAACACCGACGGCAACGGCCACGGCACCCACGUCUCCGGCACCAUCGGCUCCAAGACCUAUGGUGUCGCCAAGAAGACCCAGAUCUUCGGUGUCAAGGUCCUCGACGCCAACGGCUCGGGCCAGAACUCCGGUGUCAUUGCCGGUAUGGAGUUCGUCGCCAAGGACGGCCCCGGCCAGUCGUGCCCCAAGGGUGUUGUCGUCAACAUGUCUCUGGGUGGUGGCAAGUCCGAUGCCGUGAACGCCGCCGCCGCCAAGAUCGUCGAGGCCGGCCUCUUCCUCGCCGUCGCCGCCGGCAAUGACGGCGCCGACGCCUCCGGCUACUCCCCCGCCUCCGAGGCGUCCGCCUGCACUGUUGGCGCCACUGCCAUCGACGACUCCCUGGCCACCUACUCCAACUUCGGCAGCAUCGUCGACGUCCUCGCGCCCGGCACGGACAUCACCUCCACCUGGCCCGGCGGCAAGACCAACAAGAUCAGCGGCACCUCGAUGGCGUCGCCCCACGUCGCCGGCAUCGGCGCCUACUUCCUCGGCCUCGGCCAGAAGGCCAGCGGCCUGUGCGAGUACAUCGCCCAGAACGCUCUCAAGGACACCAUCUCUGGCGUCCCCAGCGACACCAAGAACCUGCUCAUCAACAACGCCCAGGGUGGCAACGGCACCUCCUUCCGCCGCUUCUAA